Molecule: messenger RNA, 2189 nt
Organism: Monomorium pharaonis (pharaoh ant)
Lineage: Eukaryota; Metazoa; Arthropoda; Insecta; Hymenoptera; Formicidae
Product: glucose dehydrogenase [FAD, quinone]
Exons: 9
Coding region: 111-1949 (612 amino acids)
Molecular function (GO): flavin adenine dinucleotide binding; oxidoreductase activity, acting on CH-OH group of donors
Source: RefSeq, a predicted model, not a curated record
ACGAAACGGGUAUAUAACAAAGCGGCAACAAAACGGACGCUGCAGUCGAGUAGCAAAAGCCGAGGGCAACGGACAACACUCCUUACGGCGAUCGCAUUCGCAAAACGAACAUGUCAGUGAUACCGGAAGCGCCAUGUACACCCUACGUAGGCGGACCCUCAUUGACCGAUGUCUGCACCGGCAAUUCCGCCUCUUUGUUUCUGUCUAUGUUGAACAUGUUAGUUACUUAUAAUCCAAAAAUUAACGGCGUGUGCGAACGAAUUAAGCCUAUUAACAGGCCGCAAUCACAUUACGACUUCAUCGUCGUUGGAGGCGGCGCCGCUGGAUCGGUCGUGGCCGCUAGAUUGAGCGAAGUUAAGGAUUGGAGCGUGCUCCUUGUAGAAGCUGGACCGGAUGAGACAGCUGGCAUGCAAAUACCGAGCAACCUUCAACUUUAUCUCAACACCGAAAUGGAUUGGAACUAUAAAACUACAAAUGAAUCGCAUGCGUGCUUGAAAAAUAACGGUAGCUGCAGUUAUCCGAGGGGUAAAAAUCUCGGAGGUUGCACUGCCCAUCAUGGUAUGGCAUACCACCGAGGGCACGAGAAAGAUUAUACCAGAUGGGUGGAAAUGGGAAAUCAGGGAUGGUCGUGGCAAGAAGUGUUGCCGUACUUUAUGAAGUCGGAAGAUAAUAGAGAAAUUGGAAGAGUCGAAGCAAAGUAUCAUGGAACUGGAGGUCCAAUGACAGUUGAAAGAUUCCCUUGGCAGCCACAAUUCGCUUGGGACAUAUUAACGGCGGCAAACCAGACAGGCCUAGGAGUCACUGAGGACUUGGUGGGCCAGAAUAUCACAGGUUUCACCGUGGCGCAGACGAUCAGCAGAGAUGGCGUUAGACUUAGUGCUGCCAGGGCCUUUCUGUGGCCGCACAGGAACCGCAAAAAUCUACACAUAGCUCUGAACGCGAUCGCGACAAAAGUCCGUACGAUAAAAACUUCGUCCACAGUGAAAGCCGAGGGAAUUACUCUCAUUAUGAACGGCCGACAGUACAACGUAAAAGCGAGGAAGGAAGUGAUCCUCACGGCCGGCGCCAUAAAUUCGCCUCAGCUUCUGCUUCUAUCGGGCAUCGGGCCGAAGAGUCAUCUAAACUCCGUGGGGAUUAAAACGGUUCUCGAUCUGCCGGGAGUCGGCGAAAAUCUUCACAAUCACGCGUCGUAUGGCGUAGACUUCACUAUCAAUAAGAAAGACACAAAUGGACUAAAUAGUGCUAAUGGCGAUUUAUAUUUACACAAUCAAACCGGCCCGUUGUCGUCCACGGGUUUGGCCCAGGUCACUGGAAUUCUAAAGUCAAACUACACCACCGCGGAUGAUCCGGAUAUUCAAAUUUUCUUCGCCGGUUAUCAAGCUAUUUGCAAUACUGAUGGUAGAAUCGCAGACUUGAAAACGUACGAUAACAAACAAACUGUCAGGUUCACCUCCGUAAAUAUUCAAACACGAAGUAGAGGUCGAAUAACGCUGGCCUCAAAAAAUCCUCUACACCCUCCAAACAUCCGGAGCAACGAUAUGGCGCAUCCGGAAGAUCGAUCGAUUAUUUACCAGGGCAUUAAGCAUAUCUUAAAGCUGUCAAAAGCAAAAGCACUGAAAAAGUACCAUCUUCAAAUGAUACAUGAAACUAUCGCAGAAUGCGAGCAGCCUAAAAAAAAGAUGAAUUAUAAAUAUUGGGAGUGCCUGUUCCAAUACAACACCAGACCUGAAAAUCAUCAAGGUGGCACUUGUAAAAUGGGUCCUUUUUCGGACCCCAUGGCUGUCGUUAGUCCAAGUCUCAAGGUUCAUGGCAUGAAGGGUUUGAGAGUAGCUGAUGCUUCUAUUAUACCGAAGAUGGUUUCCGGUAACCCAGUUGCAGCGAUCAAUAUGAUCGGUGAGAGAGUCGCUGAUUUCAUCAAGAAUGAAUACGGAGUAAUCAACACUUUGUAAGAAGGUGAUCAUCUUUGUAAACAACUUGAUUUUAAUACCAAAGAAUUAGAAACAGUAUUGAUUUUUGUUUUUAUCGUAUUAAUAGAUUUCAUUUAUACGACAUGAUUUGAGAGAUAUUUAAUAAAGAUUUACGUUCAUAGUAUAAAUUAUACUUUUUCCUAUACUUUGUCAAUCGUGUGUACAUGUAUUUAUACACUUUUUGCAAAUAAUAAUUACAGCAAUAAAGAUUAUGGAUGGACA